Panthera uncia (snow leopard) is the source of this 1714-nucleotide messenger RNA. Its product is annotated as eukaryotic translation initiation factor 1-like. Gene Ontology annotation, cellular component: eukaryotic 43S preinitiation complex. Bases 1160 to 1525 code for a protein of 121 amino acids. Gene Ontology annotation, biological process: translational initiation. The record is from RefSeq and is a predicted model, not a curated record. Gene Ontology annotation, molecular function: RNA binding; ribosomal small subunit binding; translation initiation factor activity. NCBI's taxonomy places the organism in Eukaryota, Metazoa, Chordata, Mammalia, Carnivora, Felidae. The transcript has a single exon.
UUAUGGUGGUAAAAUGCACAUAAAAUUUACCAUUGUAACCAUGGUAAAUUGUACGGAUCAGUGGCAGUAAGUACAUUCGUCAUGUUGUGCAACAAUUACCACUGUCUGGUUCCAAAGCUUUUCAUCACCCCUAACAGGAACCUUGAGAAAGUUCUGUGUGCACUUAAGAAGAAUGUGUAUUCUGGUGCUUUUGGAUGGAAUGUUCUGUAAAUAUCUGUUAAGUUUAUUUGGUCUAUUUAAGGCUGAUGUUCUCUUAUUGAUUUUCUGUCUGGAUGCAAGUAGGGUAUUAAAGACCCCUAUUAUUAUUGUAUUUCUGUAUAUUUCUACCUUUAGGUCUGUUAAUGUUUGCUUUCUAUAUUUAGGUGCCGCUAUGUUGGGUGCAUGAAUAUUUACAAAUGUUAUAUCCUUUUGUUGGAAUGACCCCUUUAUCAUGAUGUAAUGCCCUUUUUUGAUUCUUAUUACAGUCUUUGUUUUAAACUCUGUUUUUUCUGGGGCACCUGGGUGGCUCCAUCCAUUGAACGACUGACUUUGGCUCAGGUCAUGAUCUCACAGUUCUCGAUUUCAGGCCCCACAUCGGGCUCACUGCUAUCAACACAGAGCCUGCUUUGGAUCCUCUGUCCCCAUCUCUCUGCCCUGCCCUGCUUGCACUCUCUCUCUCAAAAAUAAAUAAACAUUUUAAAAAAGUCUAUUUUUUCUGAUGUGUGUAUAGCUACCCCAACAUUCUUUUGGUUUCCAUUUGCAUGGAAGAUCUUUUUCUAUUCCUUCACUUUUAGUCUGUUUGUGCCUUUUACAUCUAAAGGAGUCUCAGGGCACCUGUGUAAUUAAGCAUCUGACUCUUGAUUUCUGUUCAGGUCAUGAUCUCAUGGUUUGUGGGAUCGAGCCUUGCACUGGGCUCUGCACUGACAGCAAGGAGCCUGCUUGGGAUUCUCUCUCUCCCUCUCUCUCUGCCCCUCCCCUGUUCUCUCUCUCUUUCUCUCAAAAUAAAUAAAUAAACAACAAAAAAAUGAAUCUUUUGGCCCUAGUCACUGACCCACCCCUGAGGACUCAGUGGCACCACCCUUGAGCCCCCUUGCUUCCCAGUGCUCUGUCCCGCGUGCCAACCUUCUCUCACCACCACCUUCCGUGGGCCGUUUCCACCAAGGAAAAGGGAUUGUAUCUUAUGUCUGUUAUCUGGAAUCUCCACUCUUUUGGCCCCUUUGCUGAUGCAAGUAAGGGUGAUAAUCUGUUUCCUGCUAAAGAUUAUAUCCAUAAGCAUUCAUCGGAGAAUAGCAGCAGAAAAAUCCAGGGGAUUGCUGAUGCUUAUGAUAAAAAGAAACUAGUGAAGGUCUUUAAGAAGAAAUUUGCCUGUAAUAGUACUAUAAUUGAGCAUCCAGAACAUGGAGAAGUAACUCAGCUACAGGGUGACCAGCACAAGGACGUAUGCCAAUUCAUAGAGAUUGGACUGGCUGAGGACGACCAGCUGAAGGUUCAUGGCUGUAAGUGCUUUUGGCUCACUGAAGCUUUAGUGAGGAUUUCCUCACAAUGAGUAGAAUUUCCCUUCUGUCCCUUGUCACCAGUUUAAAAAUCUCACAGCUUAUGUAAUGUAACCAUUUCGGAUCCACUUUUAACUUGGACUAGUGUUACUCCUUCAUGCAAUGAACUGAAAAGAGCUAAAAAGAAAAAAAAAAAAAAGACUGAAUCUCUUAUAGGCAGCAUAUAAAUGGGUCUUUUUUUU